AUGUACCACAUAAAUCAACAUCAACAUCAUUUAUCCUGGGAUAAUUCGAUUCCACCAAUAAUCACAAUAAAUUCUGGUGAAAUUGUAUCAUUUAAUUGUCUUGAUGCGUCCAAUGGUCAAAUCAAUGCUCAAUCAACUGAUGAGGUGAAACUGAAACUAUGGAAACUAGAUGAAAAUAAUUAUCAAUAUGCUUGGUUUAAACAAAAUCAAAUACGUAUUUCACAUCGACCAUUUACUGGUGAAUGUAGUGUUGCACGUAGUUUAAAUGGGUCUUUUUCAACAAUUCUACCUUAUCGAACAGGUGAAAAUAUUGAUACGAAAUGUUUAAUAAAAGGAGCAAAACUUUAUUUACCUAUGGAAUGUAAAGGAGCUUUAUUUAGUAUCGGUGAUGAACAUGCAGCACAAGGUGAUAGAGAAGUAUGUGGUACAACAAUUGAAACACCAAUUAUUGUUUCAGUUCGUUUAACUGUACGACAUGGAGAUGAGUUUAAACAUGUGACAUCUCCAUGUUUAUUAACUCAACCUGAUAUAAAACAAUCGACACAAUAUUUAUUCGGUUUUUAG
Molecule: messenger RNA, 564 nt
Organism: Rotaria sp. Silwood1
Lineage: Eukaryota; Metazoa; Rotifera; Eurotatoria; Philodinida; Philodinidae
Source: the annotation of a GenBank genome assembly